UCGAGAGUAUGGCGGCGACGGACUGACAACUCAGGUGGAGCCUUCUGCAAGUCCUGUGACGUCCUGCGACGUCCUGGAGGCGUCCUGCGACGCCCUUCUGCCACGGUGUCGGGCAACGCGUCCUGCCGGCCAGGAUCCCGACGUUGACGGGGCCGCGCGCGCGGGGGUGUGGUGGCGGGCGAGACGAGGCCAGGCCGCCGCGCGGAGGACAACAGCGUGCCGGCGCGCAGCAGGGCCGCCAGCAGGGCUCUCUCCAGGGCCGGCAGGAGCAUCAUGCCCAGCCUGGAGCUGCCGCAACUCCCGCAGCUGACGCUGCCCUCGGCGGACAUCCCCUGGAACCCCGGCCUGCCCGCCUACGUCACCAACGAGCACGUCUGGAGGCGGACGUGGAGGGUGUCGGGGGCGAUCGCCGGGCCAGCGCCACCCCUGCCCGCGGAGGCUGAGGACCUGGGCGUCUGGUCGUGGAGGUGCCCGCUCCCGGGGGCCGGCUCCGGGGCGGGCACCGACCUCGAGCUGCCGGUCGAGGUGGAGGAGGCCGGGCGCCGGGUGCGCUUCUACCGACGGGUGUCGUGCGGCUCCGCCUCGGCCAGGAUCACCCGGCCCGUCAACAACGGCCGCUUCUACUGGGAGCUGCACCUGGGCGACCGCAUGUUCGGCACCUCCAUCAUGGUGGGCGUGGGCACGGCCGGCGUCCGCACCAACACGACGGGCUACAAGAACCUGAUCGGUGAGGACGAACAUGGGUGGGGACUGUCGCACAAGGGGGUGGUUUGGCACGGCGGCCUGUGGUCGCCGUACACGGAGCCCUUCCCGCAGAACGAGUCCACGACCAUCGGCGUCCUCUUCGACGGCGUGGCUGGCACCCUGGGUUUCUUCAAGGACGGCCGCUGGCUGGGUGUCGCCUUCACGGGGCUGGACAAGGUAAGCGGGGGCACGGAGGAGGGGGGCGGCGGCUAG
Frankliniella occidentalis (western flower thrips) is the source of this 957-nucleotide messenger RNA. RefSeq names its product SPRY domain-containing SOCS box protein 3 (gene SP555). The transcript is spliced from 3 exons. Gene Ontology annotation, biological process: proteasome-mediated ubiquitin-dependent protein catabolic process. Gene Ontology annotation, molecular function: protein binding. NCBI's taxonomy places the organism in Eukaryota, Metazoa, Arthropoda, Insecta, Thysanoptera, Thripidae. The record is from RefSeq and is a predicted model, not a curated record. Bases 274 to 957 code for a protein of 227 amino acids. Gene Ontology annotation, cellular component: SCF ubiquitin ligase complex.